Pyricularia grisea is the source of this 267-nucleotide messenger RNA. RefSeq lists its product as uncharacterized. Bases 1 to 267 code for a protein of 88 amino acids. The record is from RefSeq and is a predicted model, not a curated record. The transcript is spliced from 2 exons. NCBI's taxonomy places the organism in Eukaryota, Fungi, Ascomycota, Sordariomycetes, Magnaporthales, Pyriculariaceae.
AUGUCGGGAGGCAGUGGUGUUUCGGAUGGACAAAAUGACGACCUUGUGAUUACCAUCGCAACAGUUGACCCGCAAACUGCCAAAGAGCAAGCCUCAAGCUUUCGCCCAAAUGUUAUCAUCAAUAGGAGCGACAGUGGCGGCGCUGCGCAGUGUGUCAUUAUGGGCAAAGGAGAGUUUUGGUGUCCCGGUCCAACCGUCAUUGGACCUGGCAUUCAGGCGGCACAUAUCAUUCCGAAGAUAACACUGGAGUCGCUUCCCUCUCGAUGA